Molecule: messenger RNA, 1987 nt
Organism: Juglans microcarpa x Juglans regia
Lineage: Eukaryota; Viridiplantae; Streptophyta; Magnoliopsida; Fagales; Juglandaceae
Exons: 10
Coding region: 23-1987 (654 amino acids)
Source: RefSeq, a predicted model, not a curated record
CAUCAUAAUCUCAUCUCAACCCAUGGAGUUAAUGAGAAGCAUAAACGGCCCAGGUAGAUCAUUGCCCAGUGUACGAGGAACCCGUCCCAGGACUGGUAUGUUGUACAGAUGUAGUGCACGCAGGCCACGUGGAGUCCGCAUUGGAGACGCUAGUUCAGAUGAUGAAACGCAACCUCCAAGCCCUCCAUUGGAGACUCCUUGUGCGAACCCAUGUCUGGAGACAGAGGCAAACAGAGAACCCUCCCCGAGGGAACAACCAGAUCCUCUUCAAAGUAAUCAGAUCGGUAUAGUUGACAAUGAUAUACGAGGUGAGGAUGUCCCGCCUGUGCCUGUAUCCAACCAGGCACAUACGAGACGUGGUCGCGGGCCGGCGAAGUGUAUUGAAUUUGAAAAAUUACGUAAGCAUGGAAAAGUGUUGUUGAAGAUAAAUAGUGGAGAAAUAGCACCAUGUUGCGAGAAUGCAAACAUGUUUACAACACGUUUAAGCUGGAUCAUUAAACAUCACUGCAACAUGAGCUACCCAAGAUGGAGUGAUGUACCCCAAGAGCAUAAGGAUGAAUUAAUCGAUCGUGUUCGGGGUGAUUUUGAAUUGGAUUGGGACUUAGAGAACCAUCAAUUGGCUGUGACUAAACAGCUUCGUAAGCGCUUUAAUGCCUUCCACCACCAACUACAUCAGAUAUAUAUGUCAUAUGGCAGCCAUGACGAGGCAUUGGCGACUGGGACUAGUUUGGUCACCCCCCUAGUAUGGUUUAAGCUCUGUGAACGAUGGGGUAGCGAGGCCUUCCAGAAAAUAGCAAGUAAAAAUCGGGACAAUAGAAGGAUGCUGAAAAUUAACCACACAACUGGUCGCAAAUCCUUUGUGAGGAUGCUAGAACAAAAGCGUGCUGAAAAUGCAAAUUUGGUGGACUUCUACAAGGAAACCCACUGGUCCAAGAAGAAAGAUAAAUUUGUGACACCUGCUACCGAAGACAUUUAUAAGGAUAUGGUAGGAAAGCUGGAUAAUUUAGAACCAGACAAACGAACUGAUGAAGCAGCAGCGGGUGUAUUCAGAGAGGUACUUGGGCAUCGACCGGGUUAUGCAAGAGGACUGGGAGAGAUGGUGAUCCCCGAGUCUACAAGAAAACACUCCUUGGCACGAGAGAAAGAGUAUAUAGCUUUGAUUGAAAAACAUAAGAAAGAGGCUGAAGCUUCCAAGAGUGAGAUGGCGUCAAUGAAGGCAAACAUGGAGGUUAUGAUGGAGAAACAAAAUGAAACCGAUCGUAUGUUAAGGGCCAUCUUAGCUGCGAACCCGUCCCUCAUUGAGUCUCUUCGAGAGACUCAGCUAAUUCAUACCAUAUUGGAUGUACAUGGUAUCUCAUGGGUGGGGUCGUCUUACGCUAGAAGUAAUGAACUUAGAGAAUUUGAAUUUGAACUACAAAUUCACGGAAGGUCUACAAGCAGAUAUCCCCUUGGUCAGCUGCAUAAGAUGGAUAAGCCUUGGAUGCUUAUCGAAAUUAGAUUGCAUUCCAAUGAAUACGAUGAAGCUUACAAUGACUACAUUAAUGAUUUCGAUGAGAUGUUAGAUGACAUUCGUCAUGGGUCGUUUAUGGAUAAUUCAACUAAAAAUGAAGGAAAUGCAAACACAAAUGAUCAACCAUCCAUCUCUAAUACUCCAACAAACCUUAAUUUCGAGGAGUUGUUAGCCGAUGCACGACGUCCACUUUAUCCUUCAUGUGCUAAGUUCUCAAAGCUAUUAUUUAUAGUCAAGUUGCUUCACAUCGAGAGCAUUGGUGGUUGGACCAUGGAGUCCUUUGACAUGGUGAUAAAGAUUCUGCAAGCUGCAUUUUCUGAUGCUCUAUUCCCUGACUCAUUUAAUGAUGCUCAUCGCUUGGAGUGUGACUUGGGCUUUAGUUACAAAAAGAUACAUGUGUGCCCAAAUGAUUGUAUCUUGUUUUGGAAGGAAAAUGCUGAGUACAAUGAAUGCCCUCAAUGUAAAGAAUCUAGGUAG